UUAUAGGUAAUGAUAACAUUUGUUUUAAACCAAAUAGGGUAGACAGCAAGAAUUGGACGAGGAAGAUAGGCAAUUUCUCCCAAUCAUAAACUGUGAACUGCUAAUACAGCUAGUAGAAGCAAGGCCAGCUCUAUGGGACCAAACAGACCCCAAGCACUCGGACCACAACACGACUCGUCGACAAUGGCAAGAGGUCUAUGCCAAUUUGGUUCCCACAUGGAACGAUUUGAGUCGUCAGGCUAAAAAAAAUUGUGGUACAUUAAUUUCAUUCCUUUUGUUAAAUCAUUUGGUUUUAGAAGAUUUGAUAGUGAUGUUUCUAGUUGGAAGAAUAGUGAAGUGAGCAUAAGUUUUCUGUUUGGAAAACUUUGUUUCAACAACUGAUACAGCCAAUUCAGGUACCGGGCAAAAUAACAGUUAAAUACAAUGCAGAAUUUUGGACUGCCUGGGGCAACAGUUUUUUAUGCAAUCCGAUGUCAACAGAAAAGAAUAUAUAUAGCAUUAUAUACGGUUAUUAAAAUUGUUCUUUAUUUUCUAGCUGAAAUCAUAUCAACACGCUGGAGGUCAAUACGCGAUAGGUUUAUGCGUGACCUCAAUCAUGAACGAACGGCGCCAAGUGGUUCGGGUACUUCUCGGAGGAAACCUUACCAAUAUGCACCACAUCUUCAAUUUCUUCAACGUUGUUUUCAGCAGCGCAUGACUCAUUCAAGCACACUCCCUCCUGAAGCAGAACCUGUUGAACAUGAGGACUCAACCGAACAAUUGUCUGGACGAUCUACCGAUCAAACUUCAUUACCAUCUCAGUCACAGGAUUCUGCUCUGGAGUCGCGCGGCCGGCAAACUGAGACAUGUGCUCAGAUUGAAGAUACUCGACAGUUCAUUUCUUCUGCAUUUGACAGAGUUUUAAGUAGGCCGAGGCCACUUCGAAGACCACAUAGAGUCUUUGAGGAUCUUGCACUGAUCUUCCGAGAUUGUUUAUUAAAAAUAGAGGAGGAGCAAACUCGGUAUAAGCAAGAGUUAACUUCCAUGAUCAAUCAUGUCGAGGUAGUUUGUCGUCCAGAACCCCUUAACCAUAAUCAGCAGUUUCUCUUAACGUUAAGUCAUUGGAUGGACAACAUGACUCCAGAGCAGAAUUGUGAUUGUCGAGUGACAUUGAUCAAAACUGUUUGGAAUAUUAAACACACACCAUCCUCUAAUUUUGUUCCUCUGGCUCAGUCGUAUCCACCAGCCACCUCCUACCCAACAUCCAUGACUUCUCCACCUGCUCACUCAUACUCUGAGCCACAUAUCGCUCCCCAGUCACAAAACUUUCAACAGUCACAAAACUUUCAACAGUCACAAAACUUUAGCCACUCCCAAAACUUUCCCCCAUCCAAAACUUUACCUACGUACCACAACUUCCCACAGGCCCAAAACGUAGGCACUGCACAAAACUUUCCAGCUUUACAGAACUUUCCAUCAACAUCCCACAUCUUUAUUCCAUCCCAAAGCCAUCCACCGUCCCAAAGACAACCUACGUCCCACCAAUACCCAACGGCUCACACAUUUCCACCUUCUCAAAGCCAUAGCACAUCCGUCAGAUAUCAACCUGCAUCAACCUUUCAAGAGACUUUAAGCCAAUCUCAAUCACAGCUACCUUCCUAUGUCUCUGCACAAACACCUUUCCAAUCCAACAACACUGGAAGUUCCCAAACACGUCUACAGACACCAAGUCCAGAUGUGAUUUCUAUGUCAACUCCAAAUAAAAUCUCCAUAAACGAAGGUGUUUCCACCUCUGUUUUUCCCACUCCAACCACUUUUACUACCCCUUUCUCAAACAAAUCUGUUCCAUACCAAUCUGAUACUGAUUCAUAUUCCCUUCAUACCCCACAACAUCAACAACAGGGUGAAUAUGUCAGACCACAACAUUCGUUCAUGCAAUCACUUCUAGACCAAAGUGCAGAAGAUGCUGGGUCCCCAACUGCAGCCCCAGGAAAGGCUCCAUUCACUCAACCACCACCCUAGUUAACAAAAUAUAUAUUAUGUUUUAAAGUUUAUAAAUGAGUACCUCACAAGGUUUAUAUUGACCACUGUGUCAAUUUGUUGAAGUUUAUAAAUAAGUACCUCACAAGGUUUAUAUUGACCACUGUGUCAAUUUUUGGAAGUUUAUAAAUAAGUACCUCACAAGGUUUAUAUUGACCGCUGUGUCAAUUUUUGCACUUUAAUGAUGUUGAACUUGAAAGAUUUUAUAUGUUUUAUACUUUUAUAUUAUUAGAUUAAUAAGGAUGUUUCAGAUAUGUGUGUAAUUAUUGUGCACUUAUCAGCUUUCAGAAGCCGAUACAAGCUGCUAAAUAUAGGCAGGUGGUUUGAUUUCCUCGUUCGGACGUUUAGAUUUUCAAGAACU
Bufo gargarizans (Asiatic toad) is the source of this 2380-nucleotide messenger RNA. RefSeq names its product extensin-like. The record is from RefSeq and is a predicted model, not a curated record. The coding region runs from base 424 to 2001 and encodes 525 amino acids. NCBI's taxonomy places the organism in Eukaryota, Metazoa, Chordata, Amphibia, Anura, Bufonidae. The transcript has 2 exons.